This is a messenger RNA of Spodoptera frugiperda (fall armyworm), 2330 nucleotides long. Its product is annotated as juvenile hormone esterase-like. Bases 492 to 2204 code for a protein of 570 amino acids. The record is from RefSeq and is a predicted model, not a curated record. Lineage: Eukaryota; Metazoa; Arthropoda; Insecta; Lepidoptera; Noctuidae. The transcript has a single exon.
UUACAUAUACUAUGUCAUUUACAUAUACUAUGUAAAUGAUAUUAAUUUAUAUAUAAUGAUAUCUGUUUAUUAUGAUUAUGAUGUCUUUGAAAUUAGGAUUUUCCAAAUUUUAAUAAAUUAGUCAUAGACAUGUUUUUGGUAAAUUGGUAACACGGCUGUCUAGUAACACUGGCUAAAUACUAAUGGAUUCUUGCAACUUCAAACUGGCCCUAGAAAUGGGAGACAAAUGUCGAUUAAGGUCACUAAUUGUAUCUCUUGGUACUUAACUAGAGAUGAUUUUAUUAAGUCACAUCUUUAAAACGGUGCAGAUAAUCUAGUGUUUAUUAAUCUUAUUUUAUUUUCACCUUAUUUAAUCGUUAUGUUUACGUUGCCAUAUACUACUAGUGUUCCUGCUUAUGUAAACAUUUCCCACUUCAGUGAAUUUAAUUCUACUAUUCGAUAACCAACUUCGUAAAUAACGUAAAAAUAAGCUAGAAAAUAAAAAAUGAAUCAUGUAUCGGGAAGUGUACGUGUUUUUUGUGUUAUUUUCAAGAGUAAUAUCGUAUAAUAUUGAAGUGACGGUUAAACAGGGAAAGCUGAUAGGGCACAGAGAGGCCACAGUUUUUGAUAAGAGACUUUACUUUGUAUUUUAUGGAGUGCCAUACGCUAAGCCACCUAUAGGUAGGCUGAGAUUCAAAGAUCCCCAGCCUGAACCGAAAUGGGAAGGAAUUUAUGAUGCUAGUACGGAAUUCCACGGAGCAUGUGCUCAAGCGCACAUUGUUCACAAACACGGACUGUUUGGGGCUGAAGACUGUCUAUAUCUAAAUAUUUACACGCCGGCAAUUCCUAAAACUGAAGAUGUAGUCCUCAAACCCGUCAUUGUUUGGCUUCAUGGAUACGCUUUUACCUCAUCUUUUAGCCACAUUCAUGGAGCAGACUUUCUGAUCGACAAUGAUGUUGUUCUUGUGACUAUCACGCAUAGGGUAGGAGUGUUUGGGUUUCUAAAAAUCAACGAUGAUGAUCCACAUGCUAACAUGGGACUCAAAGACAUAGUCAUGGCGUUGAAAUGGAUCAGAAGGAAUAUCAAGCAGUUUGGUGGCAAUAAAGAUAACAUUACUCUAAUGGGGAGUAACUCAGCUGCUACAUUCAUAUCACUUCUUCUACUUACAGAAGCUAGCAAACUAUUUUCUAAAAUUAUUUUACAAAGCGGAACAUUAUAUUCUGCUUCAAUAUUACAAGGAGACCACAAGUUGGAAAGAGAAAGACUUAAACAAGAACUUCAUAAAAAAAGCUUAAUAUUAAGUAAGGCGUUGACUAAAGAUAUUGUUGAUGCCUCACAAAAGAUAUACACUCGAUCAGAAGUCGAAAACUUUCAAAGACCUGUAGUACCGUUUACGCCGAUACUUGAACCAACAUCUAACAAAAGUUUGUUAACAAAAUCACCAAAAGAUUUUUUCGAUAUUAUGAAACGGAAAAAGAUUAAACCUUUGUUAAUGGGCUUUAAUACUCAAGAAAGUAUAUCGGAAGUUAUACCGUUCAUACAUAACCCAUAUUAUUUGAGACUAUUUCGAAAGAUUUUUAAGUACAUGGUACCAUUUCAUGACGGAUGUAGUUAUAACACCACAUCGCAACAGUAUACGCGUAUAUCGGAAGAAAUAAAGGAGAGGUACUUCAAAGGAGAUAUUACAGAAAAAUCCCUCGAAAGUUUUUUAAGAUACACAUCUGAUCUUAUUAAAUACCCUAUCAUUAAAUUCCUCAAUAUUUACUUGAAGCUAAUUAAAGCGAACACCAAGAUAUUUACGUACAAAUUCGACUACAGGGGUUCGCUCAACGCUGUCAAGGCGACUUCGAUAGGGAUGUCUAAUGCAAAAAUAAAGGGUGUUGCGACAGGCGACGAAAUAUGUUACGUGCUUAAGUGUGAACCACUUUGGGAAGAUUAUGUGAAGAUGACUAGAGAAGAAGUCAAUACAGACAAAACAGUUAUCAAAGAAAUGUCAAUAAUGUGGGCAAACUUUGCAAAAUAUGGUGAUCCCACCCCGGCUAACUAUGUCGGUAAUACAACAUGGCCACCGAUGAGUGCAGAUGGCAGUAAUGUUUUGUUAAUAAGAAGGACAUUUAAAACAAUUGAUUUUAGAGCAGAAACCAUCAUAUAUCGUUUCUGGAAUCACAUAUAUGAUCGUUUCUAUCAGGACCACCAUUGUAAACCAAAACAUGACGAGCUGUAGUAUUAAGAUUAAUUAUUAUUGUAACUUACCUAACAUUUACUCCAUCGAUUGCUUUAUCGUUAUUAUCUGUGAAGUUGUAUAGUCCGUCUUUUUUAAUAAAAAACGAAUUAGCAGUUUUCUCCUUUA